This is a messenger RNA of Seminavis robusta, 1980 nucleotides long. The record is from the annotation of a GenBank genome assembly. Lineage: Eukaryota; Bacillariophyta; Bacillariophyceae; Naviculales; Naviculaceae.
AUGAGACUUGUCGUUGUUGUAUCCGUGAUGGCAGCAUUGCCCAUGGCAGUGUCCUUUGUGACUCCAUCAGCCAGAAGUCAUGUUGCUGUCAAGACCCCCACGACACUUUUUUAUCGAGAUGAUGUGCCACCCAUUGGCUCUUCCCCUCACUGGGAGACACCCAAUGAUUUCAACCAGUUUUUGACACAGUGUUCCAUUCAGUCCUUCAUGUUUCUCUUGAACUCUCUAUCGGAUGUUCACACCAUGCAAUGGCUACAGGACUUUACCGAUCCGGUUCUCAUGGAAACACCAAAAGGAAAAAAGAUUGACAAGAACGCCAAGGUAAGUCUCGCGGAAGCAGCUCAGGCUGCCUUGGCGGACAUUGAGAUGGAAUUGGGUUCCGUGGCUGGGCCUUUUCCAUCACUAGCCCUCGUAGAAGAGACUGUGGUGGUAAACGAAGAACCCAAGGUAGUGGAACAAGUAGAGGAUACCAAGAAGAAAGUCUUCCAACCAUCCAUAGCUUGUCUAAAAAUGCUAGAGGACAAGGGUGCCGUCAAAAAGGCGUUCUCCCAUUACACCGUGGGAAUGUACUUAGCCAAGAAGAAGAAGCAGAAGAAGAACCAAGAGGAACUACCAGUGUCUAACACGGGCAUUUCCCAACUCUAUUCCAGUUUGCCAACAGCUGCUUCCUUCAACAACAAUGCCAAAAAGGGCAACUUUGCGCCCUUUGCUGGGAAAAAAUUUCAACCUUCUUCCACGCCCAAGAGCAACUGGGCACCUUUCCAAGGAGGAUUGAAGCAAUCAAUGACGUCCUCGACUUCGUCUCUCUAUGGACAUCCUCCUCCAUCAGACACGAAGAAGAAGACAGCGUCUAGGACACCCAAAUCCAAAGAAUCGGCUAAGGUUUCCUCCAAAGAUGACGAGGAGGAGCCACCAACCGAAUGGAAAACAUUCCCCAAGACCAAUCCCGUCGCUCUCAAGUACCAUGGAUUGGCCAUUCUCAAUCGUACUCGAUUCCCCACGUGGGAUUCUUACUUUGAACAACUGUUGGGACAACCCAAAGAAUCUUACCUGGUGGAAUCUUGGCACGCUCAGAUUCCAGCCUACGAGAUGGACAUUGACCCGGCAUCCUUGGUACGGCGCAUGUUGUCGGUGCGCAUGCAGAUCGCCAACGAGUUUGAACAUGAUUUGCAAGUCAUUGCGGACAUGUGUGGUCUCACCUUGAAGAGCUACCACAAAAUGCUGCGAGAGAUUCGUGAACAACGAGCCGAAGAAGAACUCCAGCAACAAAAGGAUAAGUUGGAAAAGCAAAUCCAAAAGUCCAUGGAGGAAAACAUCAGCGAAAACAAUGGUGCCGCCUCCACGGAUACCGUCGAUGACCACGCUACAGACCCACCCAGUAUACAACGAGCCAAUCUGCUCUUUUUGGAUUCCUCCGUGGGCGCCGAGGCAGAUUAUGCUCCUUCACCACUACGCAAGAGCAACUUUGAUUUGCUUUGUCUCUUGGCGACGCAAGAAGCCAUCCAUCGAGUCCUCAACGACCCAUCGAGGCAGGCACGCAAGGCCCCCGAACAUGGUAGCAACCAGUUCUUGCAAGACUUUUACGUCAAGCGACUCUUGUCACACUUUACGGGUGAUCAACCGUAUGGACGUAGCGAUGACUUUUUAGAAGAGCUCUUGGAGAGUCCACCGCGGAUGAUUACAGUGGGCGACCAUCGCGGCAAUGGCGAGGAGGAGACAGACCAAGACAGUUUCACCAAAGAUUUGACCUAUCUUGUCGAUCCUGUCAAGGUUGCCGAGAUUAUCCUGAAUGAACGGGAAAAGGUGGCGUUAGAAUGGAAGCAACAGCUGGCAGAACAGACCAAGGAAGAUCACAUGGCGCUUCAAAAGAUGGUUUUGGCUAGGGUCAUGGGACAGAGCAUUGAAGAAUGUGAGAUUGUAGACUCGGAGGGAAAUGACGUGGAAGAGGAUGAUGAUGUGUUUGGUUCCUGUUUUGAGUGA